Lymnaea stagnalis (great pond snail) is the source of this 6030-nucleotide messenger RNA. The record is from the annotation of a GenBank genome assembly. NCBI's taxonomy places the organism in Eukaryota, Metazoa, Mollusca, Gastropoda, Lymnaeidae.
GGUCAGAACAGCCCAGGAGCACAACCAGGAUCCAGAGAGGCUGUUCCUUCUCAGUGUUUACCUGGGCAUGGGGUUCGUGGUUGGUUGUAUUGGACUUGGCUACAUCACCAUCAGGAAUAGCAACGAGUGUUACAUAUCAAGGUGGGUGUUACAAAUCAAGGCAGGUGCAUAGCAAUGGCAAUGAGUAUUAAAUAUUAAGGUGAGUGGUACACAUCAAUUUGAAUGCUACAUAUCAGUUUGAAUGCUGGGUGGCCGAGCAGUCUAAACUGUCUCAAACCAAAUAGUGGGUGGCCUGGAGUUCAAUCCCCACAAAACCCAACAUCCCAAGCACCCCUGGUGGAUGGGACUCGUUAGCCUUGGACGGCAACCCAUCUAAGAUAAUGCAAACUCUGAAUUUAAACCAGGAGCGAGAAUGAUCAACAAAUUGAUCGUGGGCCCCUCAAAGAUAAGAAGAAGAAGAAUGCUACAUAUCAAGGUGAUUGCUACAUAUCAAGGUGAGUGCUAGACAUCAAGGUGAGCGUUCUGCAUCAAGGGUAGUGCUACAGAUCAAGGAGAAUGCUACAUAUCAAGGGGAGUGUAUAGGAAUAGCAAUUUGUGCUAUAAAUCAAGUGGAGCAUAUGAGAAGGAUAGCCAGUGAUAGAUUUAUAUGAAAGGUUUCCCUCAUUUACCAUGAUGGCUUACUGUCAUCACUACAGACAUUAUUAUAGCACUCACUUUACAAAGGUUUAUUUAUUUUAAACCCCUUGUAAAUCUAUCUUCUCAAAGGGCAAACAUAUUAAACAAGAAAUUACCAUAUCUGAUUAAGGAUGAAUCAUCCUAGGCAUCCUUAGUAAAAAAAAGUAUGAUCUCUCUAUAAAUGGAUUAGCAUGAUGAAAAAAUGCAUAAAUUACUAAUUAUCUGAGAACUUUUUUUACUUUAUCUUUAAACUUUACGAUUCUUGCUUUUAAAUAGUUUCAAGAACAAGAAUUUUUUUAUCACAUCUUUAGGAAUAAUUUUGUCAGCUAAUAUUGUAACUUGUUUUCUAACAGUCUUAUGUCAUGUAUUUUCAUGGUUAAAAAAAUACAAAAAUCAUAAGAAUAUGAAUUUAAUAUUAGAUUUGUGACUAAAAUUUAUUGUUUGAAUUUCAACAUUUCCGUCAUUGUUAAUAUUAUUAGUAAUGACAGGGAAAUAUUGUUUUUAAAUAAGCAUUUGUUUAGAUCAUUCAUAUUACGAGUUCUUACAAAUCUGAAUAUUUUAGAAAAAUUUAGAACCAUGACAAGCUGUAUUAAAAAACUCCAAUUAAUUUGAAGCCUAAUUUAUGUGCUACUACUUAUUUAUAUAUUAAAAUUGAAUAUUUUUAAACAUUUAAUCAGAAGACAUCUGUGCCAGACGUCUGCCAUUCUGUGUGGCCUGUUCACACUGCUACUACUAAUGGCAACUGAUGAGAGCUCUCAUGCAUUGUAUGCCUGGGCCUAUGGCAUCUGCUGUGGGAGUUAUUACUACAGGUAAGCUAUGACUUUUUAAUAAUGUAGCCGAGUGGUGACGUAGCUUACAGUUUAAAUAAAAUCACAAUAAAACAAUCAGGUCUGAGAACUAUAGCUUUUUAAUGUAAGGUACAAUCCAUUGACAGAGCCGACAGGAAAAUCUCUCACACCUGCCACCGACCCGACGCAUCCGUUCCACAACACAAUCUAAAAAAUGUACACACUCCAAGUCCCAGUUCGCCCCCCCCCCUCCACACAGUCUUUGGGAACCCGCGUCCCGAGGUGACCAUGGGUCAACCCCGGGGCAGGGAUGGUUAUUCCCCCGUGUAAAUAGCCGACAUAAAAUUUAAGGCUAGUACACAGCUGUGUGUUACUUUAAAUGACCAUGGAUGUGUCCGUGCUUGGGGUUACCCAUAGCAGUCACACUAUGACUAUGAGAGUGGAUUCUCUUAUUCCUAUCUGUUCCAUACUGCCGCAUAUAAAAUGUUACCUAAAAGCAGUUGCAAAUAGUGGCACAUUGCCACAAUAAAUUUAUCCAACUGUAAUUAAUUAUAUUAAACAAAUCUACUAAUCUCUGACAAACUUAAUAUUUGUUGUGUUUAUUUAAUCAAAAGUUUGUCAGAGUGUUGAAUUUAUCAAAUUCACUCCAUCAUUAUGAUCUUUAUUAAAAUUUUACAGCCCUUACACACUUUUACCAUGCACUGUUUUACAUAGUCUAAAAAAAUAGUUUGACACAAUGCUGUAAAUUGAAAGAUUUUAGCUAUUUAUUUUAACAUCAAGAUCUAUAUCAAAGUUCAAAUUUGUAACAUUGAAUUUUGAGGUAUUGAUAUCAAAAUGAACCAUUAACAACUUUAUAUGGUUUGUUCUUAUUUAGAUGAGUGAUAAGUGCAUUAGUGAGUUGUAUUUGGCUAUGAAUUUUCAUUGCCCUUAAUGGCUUAAACUGUAUUUUUUCAUUUAAAAUAUUUUUGCAUGUUAAGUUUUUUAUAUUUUAUAGAAUUGAUAAAAGGACAAUUUUGGAAUAAAAAAUAAUUAAAACUUACUAAAAGUUAAAAAUACAAAACUAAAAUUUGGUAUGGCGUGUUAACAAUUUAAAAAGCAAUCAAUGAUAUUUAUUAAAUUUCUUUUAAUAAAGGGGGGAAACAUUGUCAGGUUUGUCAAACGCGUUUAUUAACUGAAGGAAAUUUAAAGCUUAUAAUUUGCAAAUUUCAAUUAAGUUUUCAUAAGAGUAUUCUUCUUUUUCUUUCUUUAAGUUCAAUCAAAAAUUUUAAGUUGAUAUUAUUUGAAGACUUCAUUUAAAUUUAAUUUUGCAAUAUUAACAAAGCAAUAAAAUUAAACAAACGAUUUUUGGUUUUCCCGUUAAAUGUUAUUAUAAAUUAAUUAUAGUAAUACUUAGAUGAUAAUUUUCUGACAUUAUAAAGAAUACGGGAAUCUUAACUUUCAAAUUCGGAUAAAAUCAUUAAAAACAUUAUUUUAACGUAUUUAUAAUAAUAAUACUUUUUUAUAUGUCUAAGUAUUAUCAGAUAUAUUUUAUUUUUAUCAUAUUAAAAUUGAUUUGAUAUCCAAAAAAUAAUGGAAAAUCCCUAUCAUUGUUUUUAAGUACCCGAACAUAUUUGAAUAGAUUGGGGUUUUUUAGUGUUAUAUUAUUAUAUAUAACCUUAGCUCAUUCUUAAAUAUAUAUAUAUAGGCCUAUAUGUAAUUAUGUUAAAAUUUGUAAAUAAAUGACAGUAGACGAUGAUUUGCAUAAUGAAGAGAAGUAAUAAGAGCAACAUUAGCAAAUAGGAAAUAACCACCCAAGUGGUGCUAAAUUAUAUGUUAUCAAGGAACUAUUCACCCAGUAACUAAUCAAUCUUCAUGCAAUAUAUGAUUCCAAUAAAACUUAGGAAUAAAAAAUUGAUUGUAGCUUGAUAACAAAAACAAGUAAAAUCAUUAUGAUGUGAUAAUGAUUUCUUUAUUGCUAGGAUAUAUUUAUAAAACAUGCAACCAUUUAUCUAUAAUAUUUAUUGGUUGAACGUAUUACCAGAAAAUCAAAAUUCUUAAAAUAAAUGUGUAUCUGAAAAUAUAGUAAUUUUAUGGAUGGUUUUGAUCAUCUAGCGGUUCCUCCUAUUACAAGGCUCCCUUGCCCCUGCCAUCAUCCCAAAAAUUAUGACUGGGAUCACCUACUUUUUUGUGGGGUGAGAGGACUGACUGCAUUUGGUAAUCUUUUAUAAAUAUGUAAACAGCAUCAUUUUUAAUAGUGAAAAACACAAACGAUAUUGAAAUGAAAUUAAUUAAACUUCUAGUAAGUUUGUUAAAGGGAAUUUUUAGUUUAAAUAAUUCUAUAAUGAAAUUAUUCAGCACAGUAGGUUUUGAAAAAUGAAAUAAAAUAGAAGCAUAAUAAAUGACAUGAUUUAAAAAUUAACAAAAAUUGAACCAUGAAUUUUUAUGCCCAUUAAGGAAAGGUGCAUAUACCCACUAGGGGUGGUGUAAGGUGCUGCAAGAAGAGCCAGAAAAUCCAGUUUUAUUUGCAUUUUUAUUUUGAAGGAUGUAGGAAAAUAAGUUUUGAAAUUGACAUGGCAGUUUGAGGGAAAUGUUUUGAAAUCAAGAAAGGGUGUGCACUGCAAAAAGGUUAAGAGCCUCUGCAUAUAGUAGGUUACAAUUUCAUUAAUCUGAAAAAAUAUGUCUUUGUUAAAAUUAUAAUGAAUUUAAUCGAAAAUCAUAUUUUUGAUGGGUUUUCUUUACCCAAUGAAAAAAACUUUUUUUUUAAAUAUAUCUGGGUGGUAGGUCCCUUUACUAAUUCAUUGUGUCAUAUUUGUGAAUAAAAUAUCACAGUUUAAUCAUGGAUUGUGUUAAAAUUUAUUUGCAGCCUAAAGACCUAUGUUUAUGAACUAGUAAAAACUAAGCUGAUGGAAAGAGCGUGGAGCUUUCUGUGUGCUGCUAACAGUUUCCCAAUGUUAUUUGGUGCACCUGCUGCAGGUUGGUAGAUAACAUGCAAUGAUUCUCCAUGCCUUGUUCAGUGCUGUUUUGUGUACCAUUCCUAUACCUGAUCGAAGUGGCUAUUCGCACCCGGGUACCAGAAGUGAGAGGUUGGGAUUAAAAAACUAUUUAAAAUAUUAUUGUUGGGUUUGUAAGACAAAAUGAGGUAUCAAAUGAAAGAUAAUUGAAUGGACUAUAUGUUUGUAAACUUAAUUCUUCAGUUAAACUAAAAUAAACUACCACAAAUGACAUCCGAAUAGCAUUUAGUCAAAAAGGACCCGGACACUCAGCGCCGCCAUUCGGACAUGGGUCCCAUUAGUGGUAAUUUAUUUUAGUUAAACCAAAGAAGUAAGUUUACCAUUCAAUUAUCUUUCAUUUGAGACCUCAUUUUGUCUUACAAACCCAACAAUAAUAUUUUAAAUAGUUUUUUAAUCCCAACCUCUUACUUUUUAAACCUGGGUGUGAAUAAUCACAGCCUUACAUUAUAUGCCAAAAUAAAACAUUCGUCUAAUCACUGUUUUGUACAAUUAUUAACAAAUUAAGUCUAGGAAAGACUGUUUCUCUUUGUUACUCUAAGAAAAUCAGAUAAAUACUCUGUAGAUACUACAAUCUGUAACCAAAAAAAAAUAUUUUAAAAGAAAUAAGCUGUUGUAUAUUUCCAUUUGCAAUUUAAGCUGCAGCUCAUGAAUUGUUAUAAUUCUCCAGCUCUUAACACAAUAAUUUUCUUGAUCUCUGCCAGAACAUAGGUGGUUGUCUGUUGGACAAACCUUACACAAAUGUGUUGAUAGCUUAAAAUAAUUUGUACAUGGCUCUUUUAAGUAUUAUACAGUUUUAAAGAAUUAUUCUUUUUAUAAAUUUUAGCUUAUUUUCAUCCUCAGCAUAUUUGAAUGAGAGCUAUGAGUCAAAGGUCGCUGGCUACAUACUAGCAGGUGUGGCAAUGAUGGUGGGAGGUCUCUUGUUUUAUGCCAUGCCAUUCUUUGAGCGACACCCGUCCAAUCAUGAAGUUCUUCAGAAACACAGCAGCUGCCAGUAUCCUGCUCACAUAACUGAGGCUGCUGCCCUCCUAGACAUUGAUUUCUCUGAAGGCUGUCCAAGUGGCAAACACAACAUCAUGACUCACAAUGGGCACACCCCCAUUAAACUCAGCAAGCACAGCACAAACAGCUCUAACAGCAAAAGUGAUGGAGGGGGCGUGCGAGUCCAGCUACAAUGUUUUGUCCAGCACAAAGAAAGGGAUAAACCUAAACAGGCCGUCCUCACAAAAAUCACAGAAGAAAAAGAUGGCAUCAAGAGUAAUGGCUCCACUGGGGAAUUUUCAAAGAAAGGUGGAGCUGGUGGCAGCACAUCCAACCAAGUGGAGCUAAGUGUCACCAAAGCUGACUACUCUGAGUCCAUGACGGAUGGGCCUUCAGACAGCACCUUUUCAAACAACACAGAUAAAUCCAGCAGUAAAGAUAAUGGGGACAGAAGCUAUGGGAAGCUGGAGGGGAAGAAGAGUAAGAAGAAUGAUGUGAGGAUUGAUCUGUUUGAUCCACCGAGCCAAGAGAAAGAGUCCACAGCCACAGUGUCUUAUGAUAGUGAUUUGUACAUUAAUUUAUGUGAAGCCCAAGUGUAA